AACCUUAAUAAAAUUGUAAAAAUGUUUUUUUUUAAAAGAUAAUCAUUUUUUUUAAGAGACAGAGAAAAAAAUGUCAUAUUCUUUUCCGUGUAUAAAAAGGGAUUAUUUUUGUUUUUUUCCUGUCAAAAAAUCUCAAUUUUAUGGUUCUUUUUUACCUUUUUUAAUUCCUAUUUCUUUUGAUAGAUAUUUAUAUAAUAAUUAUGUGAUGAUGAGAGUAAGAAAUGGGCAUCAAUAUGCUCCAAGACGUACAAAAUAUAAAAAGGCUCAUAAAGGAAGAAUCCCAGUACCUAUAGGAAUGUCAAUUAAAGGGACUACAAUUAUGUAUGGUGAUUUCGGUAUGCGUCUUAAAGAUCAAGGAGUUCGAUUUACUGCAAAGCAACUUCAAACAGCUGAAAUGCAGAUUAAGAGAGUAAUAAAGCCUAUUAAAGGUGCUAAAAUAUAUACGAGAGUAUCUACAAACAUUGCAGUAUGUAUAAAAGGGAAUGAGACUCGUAUGGGAAAAGGAAAAGGUAGUUUUGACCAUUGGGCAGCAAGAGUACCUGUUGGACGUGUAGUUUUUGAGAUCGGAGGUGGUGGUAUUUCUAGUGAAGUUGCAACGGAAGCUCUUCGAAAAGCAGGAUAUAAAUUACCUGGAAAGUGGGAAAUUAUUAAACGAGAUAUGCCGGGAAGGAUUGGAUUGCAUUAUGCCCCUUAUAAAACAUUACCUAAUGAAGUAGAUACAUAGUUUUGUAAGAACAGUUUAUUUAUAAUGAAUGAUAUAUUUGAUAUUCUUUUUAGAUUAGUUAUUUAUUUAAAUAGAAUAUUAUAAAUUAAUUAAAAUCAUUAUAAUAAGAAGAAUGUAUUCUCAUGAAUUUUGAGACAAAUGCUUCUAAAUGGAAUAUUGCUUUAUUUCCAAGCUGAAGACGAUGUUCCUUUCUUUAUUAAUAAUAGAUUGUAUAGAGCAAAUUCUUACAUAAAAAGUCGCCCAUUCUAUAGUUUCUGGCUUUAAGGCAUCAUCUAUUUUUGAAAUUAAAUUAAAUGUUAAAACCUUUUUAUUAGAAAAAUAUAUAUUAAUAAGUUGUUUAUACUUCAAGAAUUAAUGAUGGAGGAAUACAAUGUGUAAUAAGUUCGUAAAGUUUACCACGUACUUGAAGAAUUCUAAAUAUUAGUAUUUUUUAUUAAAUUGCUAAUCUAUAAACCUUGACGGCGUUUGUUCUUGAAUAAUGGAAUCAGCAAUUUGACUAAUAUAUAUUUCCCAAUCAGGCAUAGGUAUAGUUAGAUCUUCAGUCAAAUAAGAGCUAUAUUAGAAUAUUAAUAAUGUGUAAUUGUCCAGAAACAUGUGCUACUUUUUCGCAUAAACUGCUUCCAGCAUUAAUAAAGCUCUUCUUAAAUUUCUUUUACAAUCUGAUGCGAUUUUAUUACAUAAGAGAUCUGGGAUUGAAAAAUGCUCUUUGGAUGCAAUAUACUUUAAAACAAUGAUAACAUCUUCUAAUUUAGGAGCCGAAACACGUACUAAAAAACAUCUUGAUUGAAUUGGCGCCAUAAUUUUGGACGUCGAAUUUGUAAUUAGAAUAAGGCGCAAAUUAGGAUAAUAUUUUUCCAUAGUUCGACGCAAUGCCGCCUGUGCUUCGCUAGUCAAAUGAUCUGCUUCAUUAAUAAUUACAACUUGAGCACAAUCAGCAUAACUUUUUAUUUUUUUUAAUAAA
Messenger RNA from Pneumocystis murina B123, 1685 nucleotides. RefSeq names its product ribosomal protein L16. NCBI's taxonomy places the organism in Eukaryota, Fungi, Ascomycota, Pneumocystomycetes, Pneumocystales, Pneumocystaceae. The coding region runs from base 71 to 724 and encodes 217 amino acids. The record is from RefSeq and is a predicted model, not a curated record. Gene Ontology annotation, biological process: mitochondrial translation. Gene Ontology annotation, cellular component: ribosome; mitochondrial large ribosomal subunit. The transcript has 4 exons. Gene Ontology annotation, molecular function: structural constituent of ribosome; rRNA binding.